Molecule: messenger RNA, 667 nt
Organism: Notothenia coriiceps (black rockcod)
Lineage: Eukaryota; Metazoa; Chordata; Actinopteri; Perciformes; Nototheniidae
Product: HAUS augmin-like complex, subunit 7
Exons: 6
Coding region: 134-667 (177 amino acids)
Biological process (GO): microtubule organizing center organization; spindle assembly
Cellular component (GO): HAUS complex
Molecular function (GO): microtubule minus-end binding
Source: RefSeq, a predicted model, not a curated record
GUCUGCAGUGUUGGAAGAAGUACUCAGAUCCUUUGUUUAAGUAAAAGUACAAAUACGAUGGUCUUCAAAUACUCCAUUAAAAGCUGCGUCCUGCCCCCUGGUGGAGGGUCUGUACCUGCAGGAAGCAGACAGCAUGCUGCAGCUGCUCUGCACCCCCUCCCAGCAUCGCACAGACAUCCUGGCAUGGAUCUGCAGCAGUAUUAACCCAACCUUUGCCUAUUCCGAGGCAAUAUCUCUGAGAUCCAAACACCCAGAGGUUCGGAUUAAAGAAAUGUCUGUGCUGGGGCAGGAGCUGAUGCUGUGCAGAGCAGAGGACCUGGACCUGAUCAGGGGUGAUGCGAGUUCUCACCGGCAGCUUCGGUUCCUGCAGCAGCUGCUGUCUUUAGUUCCUGCCUGCGUGAAAUCUGCUGGGCACAGAGCGGAUCAGGAGCUGCUGCUGAACGAGCUCUACGCUGCUGAGAAUCUGCCCCACUUCACACAAAUGCUCGCACCAGCCCUGGACCCCUGGCCUGCACACAUCAAGGCUUUACGCAACAGCACCAAAUCAUCGUCCCAUAGAUCAAGUAGAGAAGAGGCUGCUGAUGUAGCUGCUCUUUUACAGCAGGCUCAGUCUACACUGGAGAAGCUGCAGUCAGAGGUAUGUGGUCAAGUUGCAGCACAAAUAUAG